Molecule: messenger RNA, 4762 nt
Organism: Electrophorus electricus (electric eel)
Lineage: Eukaryota; Metazoa; Chordata; Actinopteri; Gymnotiformes; Gymnotidae
Gene: rin3
Product: Ras and Rab interactor 3
Biological process (GO): neuropeptide signaling pathway; vesicle-mediated transport
Cellular component (GO): endocytic vesicle; extracellular region; cytosol
Molecular function (GO): small GTPase binding; guanyl-nucleotide exchange factor activity
Source: RefSeq, a predicted model, not a curated record
GGGUCUUCUUGGCAUCUGGUGUUACUUAGGUUGAGAUGUUAGGCGAAUGUGGGGGAGGUUUCUGUUCAGAAAUACUUUUGAUGGUUUCACAUAUUUACUCAGUUCUGCACUGCUUUUGUGCUUGAAAAGCUCCUCUUUAUUUUACUGAGACAGUGAGAUAGACAUGAGUGAGAGACUGAAGUUUAAGUGUGUGUGGGCAUGUCUCUGUGUAUGUUAAGAGUUGGCUGACCACCCUGGACAACCCCUUCCUGACAACCCCGCUGUUCAUAGAGAGACAGGAAGUCAAGACGGAGAGAAGGUCGAAAGACUUUUCUCUAAAAUUUUGUUCUUGGACAUUUCUACUACUUCUGGACAUUUCAUAUCCCAUUUCUCUGAUGGGAAAAGAGAGAUAUCUGUUAAGAGAAACCAGGGUACACAAGGGGAGGCCAUGGACAGGUUCUCUUGCCCCACACAGGAUUUUUGUGUGAAGGAUUAAUUGAGACACAAAGAAUCUAGGGCUCCCAAAAAUACAUGUUUGGUAUGUGAAAAGUAGAACGAUGAAGAAAACAGCUGUUGCAACUAAGGACUCUUGGGCAUCUAUCAGGUUGACUUCUGUGCUCCACUAAAUCUUCACACCUAAGCUCUUUCUGUUUCAUCUGCAGUAUCUUUUAUUCAGUAUGCACCAUGCUCUCUUCACAUCCUACCACAGCAUCUCCUGUCCUCCCCAAACACACCUCAGCCACCUCCCCAAGUCCCCUGCUCCUCAGUUGUUCUCCUCCACCCAAUUCUCCAUCUUUGCUCCCAUUGGUUGACAUCUCAGGUGACUCUGCUUCCCCUCGUCAUCCCCAUUCACCUCUCUUUACUGACUGGAAAGGCAUCACUCCAGCGCCCGGUUCUCUACCAACUCUCUACUCCAGAUCGCCACCCAUGUCUCCACCCAAACCCUUCUACCCACCUCUCCCCGCACAGCAGCCGUCAGCCAUCCCCAAGGGCUCCUCUCAAGGUAUGCACAAGCCUCCUGUACGUCCAAGCUCCAAACCCUCCUCACCACCUCUUCCCAGACCCCCAGCACCACUUGCCUCCAAAGGUGCUAUCAUCACACCAGCCCCAGCUGACCACAAGGAGAAGCCUACCCCUCCCAGUAUAAGCAUCCUGGAGAAGCUAAUCAAGACUUGUCCAGUGUGGCUGCAGCUUGGAAUAUCACAGGAAAGAGCCAUUCGUAUACUCAACAAGGAGAUGCCAGGGAUAUUCAUAGUAAGGAGGAACAUUGACCAGAAGCUGAUGGUUUUGUCAGUGCGUAUCCCAGACCAGCAGGGGGAGCCACAGGUGCAGGAGUUACAUGUGAAAGAGGAAAAAGCCUUGCUGUAUCUGGAAGGCUCUGUCCUGGUCUUUGACAACAUUUUUAAACUCAUUGCAUUCUACUGUGUUAGCCGGGACAUUCUCCCCUUCACCUUGAAGUUACCUGAGGCCAUCAUUCAGGCAACUAAAUAUGAAGACAUGGAGGUGAUCUCCACACUUGGCUUAGAAUUCUGGAGCUCAAUGCUGAACAGUCACUUUGCAGAUUUCUCAAGUAAAGCAGUGGCCAGCAGAGGCACUCAGGAUGCACCAGACCACAGUAGCUCCUGUGAGAUUCAGCUUUCUGCUGGCAGUGACCGCCUUUGGUAUGUCAACCCUAUCUUCAUUGAGGAAUACUGCAAAACUCUUCCAUCCAGCCCCCCAGCACCCAUCCUCAGGACCCAGAGCCUUAACACACCUAUUCAGACUCCUCCCAAGUACAGGAGACCACCGCCACUCCCUCCUCGGCCACUCAAUGUGUCUGAAGGAGCACUGGUGCAGGCUUCUCAUAAACCAACCAAAGAGGAGCUUACAUCAAAGGAGCCUGCAAUUCUCUCACUGAGCUCACUCUGUAUGAUUACAAAUAAGGAAGGAAGUCAGCGCCUGUGCACAGAGACAGAGGAAACUCCUGCGACCAGUGUCGAGCCAGGGACAGCCAAGCCAGCCGAAGCACAACCACCCCCAAGCGUAGUUAGGAAGCAGGCUAGCCGUGUCCCUUCACACAGAAUUCCCCCGGUGCCACUCCGACGCAAGCUUUCAGAGACCCAGGCCUCAGGAGAAGAAACCCAGCAGGAGCCUCCCAACAGCAGGGCCAGUGUCUCUGCACUCGCACAGGCAGACGGGGAGGAGUCUGGAGCAUUUCUUAUCUGCUUCGACGACAACAGCAUGGCACAGUCAGAAAGACCUGUAGAUUCCCCUAAACAGCCAAGGGGAGUAGAUGAAGAAGCACCGGCACAUACCUCCAAGAUGUCAAAUGGAGGUUCCACUGUGACUCCAGGAACUGAAGUUGAGAAACCUAGUGUUCCUGUGCCACCGCCUAGGAGGAAACGACUCUCUCAAGCUGUAUCCACAUUUAGGCAAGAUAACGGCACCCUUGGGGGAACUUCUCAAGAGCUCACGUCCCUGAUUCCACAGAAAGCCAGCACCACCACGUCUACGCACCCCUACGUCUGCACCACUGCAGGCCAUGCCAGAGUUCCAGAUGUCUCACUCUUCUCCCCUGAGGGAGGUGCUCCCCAGCCAGACCAUGACUCCUAUUCUACCAGUAGCACAGAGGAGGAGAUGGAUACUACCACAGCAGGUGCCCUAGUGAAGAGGUCACCCACCAUCAUGCUGGACCGUGCCAAACAGCGUCUCUCUAUGGUCAGCUUCUCCACUGUCUUCACAAGCUUCAUGAGCGCAGACUGCAAGCUGCAGAAACGGAUCGUGGAGCUGGCUCGUGAUGGGAACACAUACUUUGGGAACCUGGUGCAGGAUUACCGUGCCUUUACUUUGGAAACCAUGCAAAGACACUCCUCUAGUACAGAGAUGCUCCAAGAAAUCAGACAAAUGAUGACCCAGCUCAAGAGUUACCUGAUCCAGAGCACAGAGCUACAGAAUUUACAGGAGCCAACAAUCUACUCAGAGGAGAAGCUGGAGAUAAUCAUUGAGGCAGCACUGUGCAAGUGUGUUCUGAAGCCUUUGAGGGAGCAGAUAUAUAACGGGCUGAAGGACAUCCACUCCCGGGCGGGCACUCUGAAGAGGCUGAAGGAGAACCAACAAGUUGUUUUAGGCACCACCACCACAGAUUUGGGGGUGACCACCAGUGUUCCAGAGACACCAGUCAUGGAGAAGAUUCAGGUGAAGCUGGGGAACCUGCAUCAGGAAUACUCACCUCAGAAGAAGAUCAACCUGCUCCUCAAGACCUGCAAGAUGAUCUAUGAGUCUAUGUCUGUGGGUUGCCCAGGGAAGGCCCAUGGUGCAGACGACUUCCUGCCUGUGCUGAUGUAUGUGCUGGCACGGUGCAACAUGAUCAGCCUGGUGCUGGAUGUGGAGUAUAUGAUGGAACUGAUGGACCCUGCUCUACAGCUAGGAGAGGGCUCAUACUACCUCACCACCACGUAUGGAGCUCUGGAACACAUAAAGAACUAUGACAAGCAGGCCAUUACUAGGCAGCUGAGUCUGGAAAUCCAGGACUCCAUUCACCGGUGGGAGCGACGCCGCACCCUCAAUAAGGCUCGUGCCUCACGCUCUUCUGUACAGGAUUUUAUCAAUGUCUCUUUCCUGGAAGCUUGUUCCAAUACCAAGACACUGGGUAUUCAUUCCAGUACCACUGCUCAGGACUUUUGCACACAAUGUGCUGAGAAGUUUGAGGUGCUGGACCCCGAUUCCUUCUGUCUGAGUGUGCUAGUGGAUGGACAAUACCAACCCCUGACCCCUGAGGAAUUCCCACUUGCUAUAAAAUCCAGUCUGCACCACAGUGAGCCACGCAAAGAAUAUUACUUUGUAUACCACCAUGGGCGUUGGCCAGGACAGGAACCUGACAGCCAGAUAUUGUCUACCCCUGAACCAACUGCUGCCUUGGAGGAUGGUUUGUUCUGAUGGAUUUGUGAUCAGCAAGGGAAAAUGGUUUGCACAAAGGUCUACAGCCAGCUGGAACAAACUUAGCAAACCAUUAUAAAAUAUCCUCACAUUGCCAUUGAGGAUAGGAGUCUUGAAGGCCUUCCACUCUAGAGAUUAAGAAUCAUAGCAAAUUUACUGUCACUAGGAGCAGAAUCAUAAUCUCAUAAAUAUUUGACUUUGUAAACACACUCAUUCUCUUUGAUGAACAACUACUUCCAACUAACAGAACUUCCUCUCAUAAGGAGCUGCUUCCUCAAACAGAAAUAUUCUAAUAUUCUAACUCUUCAGCUCAUCCAAAAUCAUAAAUACAGUUGAUACUUGUCUCGUGACUCGUGACUUUUGGAUUCCAAUAGGUUGAUUUUUUGUGAGAUAUUUGAGAUCAAAUUAUGCAAUGAAGAGUUAAUAAAAACUCUAAGAUUAAUAAGUCUUGAAUGAUAAUAUAACCUUUAUAAUAUUCUGAUACUCAUUUUUAUAUUGAAUGUUUUUAUGACAUACCUUAUGUAAGGCUUUUUGUAAGGGGAGGGUUAAGCACAGGUAUGGAAUAAUAAUUCUUCAGUGAAAAUCCUUUUAAGACCACCACAAGGCUAUAUCUGGAGGGAGAUUAUAUACAUACAUUUUGUGUCUGCUACUGUUUUAUAUCUUUUAUAUCUUAAACAAAGAUUUUUGGAUUACAUUCCGGGUUAUACAUGCAAUUGACACAUUACAUGAAUAUGUUUGCAUGUGUGACUGAAAUCACCAGAAUUUUUUGUAUCUGUGACUCGGAAAAUAGGAAGUGUAAUAGUCACAAUGUAAAUUUAACCAAAGCCAUUGCCUUUAAGUUGCAUACAAUUAAAGUAUCAUUUCUUAA